GCGGGGAAAGAGAGUGUCUGACCGUGGAGGAGGAGGACUCGUGUGCGUGGGCGCGCGACCGGUUCGGUGAGGGAGACGAGAAUUCCCCGUGUGCGUGUGCAGGGGGACAGUGCCGGAGGUACUGGCACCAUGCACACACCCUUAUCUGUGAAGGUGACCCUUACAAGGUAAAGAUCAGGUUGGCAGUAACCCACCAAAAGAAUGUGCAUUUGAAAACCGCAGAGAUACACUGUCUGAAGAUGACUGCACCACUGUGGGUUGAUCUGAAAGUCUUUGGUUUUUUAUAAUGGCAAGGCAGUGUCCAAUCUGAAUGUAGCCAGCAGAGCAUAUAUAACCCAUGGUCUGUGAAUACAAGUCCUGUACUGUACCCCAAGAUGUUUGGCGGUAGUAAUGAGAGGAUCACUUUCGUAUGACAACUAUCCCUCCAACAGAGAGAAGUGGCACAACUGUGCUUAAAGGGAUCCUCAUGGAUACUUUACCAAUCUAAAAGUCGACCAGCUCCUACGGGUGUUUCCGUAUGUUGACCAGCAAGAAUGCGGUUCACUGUGAGGAAGGUGCUGUUAGUGAUCUCCUUCAUUGUAUUGGCAGCGUUGGCUGCACACCUUGGCCAACAGAUGUUAGAAUGCCAGCAAAUUCUCGAUGAAGGCUAUGGCAGGAAAAAUCAUGGCGUUAUGAAGCCAGAGAGUGAAGAAUUAGUUAUGAUGGAUGCCCAGAACAUAGAAUACAGAUACAGUAAAGACAUGCCACUUAUAUUUAUUGGCGGAGUGCCACGAAGUGGUACAACUUUAAUGAGAGCAAUGCUGGACGCUCACCCCGAUGUCCGAUGUGGAGAAGAAACGCGUAUUAUUCCACGGAUUUUAGCAAUGCGCCAAGCGUGGUCGAAAUCCGGCAGUGAAAAGAUGCGCCUUGAUGAAGCUGGUGUUACAGACCAGGUCAUGGAUGCUGCUGUACAGGCAUUUAUACUAGAAAUAAUAGCCAAACAUGGAGAACCUGCAAAACUUUUAUGUAACAAAGAUCCUUUCACUUUGAAAUCGUCAGUUUAUCUCUCCAAACUCUUCCCGAAUUCCAAGUUUCUGUUAAUGAUAAGGGAUGGACGUGCCUCUGUACAUUCCAUGAUCACUAGAAGGAUAACUAUAGCUGGCUUCGAUUUAAACAGUUAUAGAGACUGCCUCACCAAGUGGAACAAAGCGAUAGAGAUUAUGUACGCACAGUGCUUAGAAAUUGGGGUGCGAAAGUGCCUUCCUGUUUAUUAUGAACAGUUAGUCUUGCACCCCAAGCAGACGAUGCAAGCAAUUAUAGAAUUUCUGAGCAUACCCUGGGAUGAUGCCGUGCUGCAUCACGAGGAAUUGAUCGGGAAACCUGGAGGAGUGUCUCUCUCAAAAACUGAAAAGUCAACGGACCAAGUAAUGAAGCCUGUGAACCUCGAAGCCCUGUCUAAGUGGGUUGGGAAACUUCCUACAGACAUUGUAGAGGACAUGCCUCGUAUUGCCCCAAUGCUUGCCAGACUGGGCUACGAUCCCUAUGCCAACCCACCAAGAUAUGGUAGCCCAGAUGCCAUAGUUGUUAACAACACUCAUAGAAUCUUGAAGGGAGAUUUUAAAACCCCAAGCAGCCUGAAAGGAUAUAUUCAGGUUCAUCAAAAUAACUCUUCACACUGGUGACGGCAAAUGUUUAGAGCUGGAUGUUCUAUAAUGGGACCGAACAGAGAAAAACUCCUUGCAGUUAUGAAAGGAAAUUAGAUAUCCAAGCAUAUUGCUUGCCAAAUAUUGCCAAACUGACUGUCUAUAGAGUGGAAUGUAUUUGCACUUGUUUGUACCGCUGGAUUCUUUGACAGCUGUCAGUAAGAAAUUCUCUCUGUAGCUUAUCUGACCUUACUGUGGAGAAAACCUGAUCUGUGGAUCUUUUAGUCGUCAUUGAAUCUGCAGCCAAUAUUUUGUAAUGAGCCACAGCCAUUUUGUACCACUCCGUUACAGCACCAGAUCGGAAAUGGCGCUUCACUAAUUUACAUCUUCUUUGUUUUUAAAGGUCACUAAACUGAUGAAAUGAAGGAGCAAAGGCAAUAAGUUUUAGUUUUAAUUUUUUAGGUUUUUUUUAUUAACAAAAGUUAUCCGGUACAUUGUAACAUUUACAAUUGCAUUUGUUCCAAAUGCUUCAGAGCAAAAGAGAAGACUGGAUAGCUCACUCGCUGAAGAAGUGUACUGGUGACUUUUUAAAUGUAUUCUAAAAAUCUCUAUUUAAAUUUUAAUAUAUGAUUCAUUCAGGGUUUCCAACCCCAUUUCAUUAUAUUAAACCGUUUAAUGAA
This is a messenger RNA of Rana temporaria (common frog), 2302 nucleotides long. RefSeq names its product tyrosylprotein sulfotransferase 2 (gene TPST2). The record is from RefSeq and is a predicted model, not a curated record. Gene Ontology annotation, molecular function: protein-tyrosine sulfotransferase activity. Gene Ontology annotation, cellular component: Golgi apparatus. The transcript is spliced from 10 exons. Gene Ontology annotation, biological process: peptidyl-tyrosine sulfation. NCBI's taxonomy places the organism in Eukaryota, Metazoa, Chordata, Amphibia, Anura, Ranidae. The coding region runs from base 534 to 1661 and encodes 375 amino acids.